Molecule: messenger RNA, 812 nt
Organism: Sphaeramia orbicularis (orbiculate cardinalfish)
Lineage: Eukaryota; Metazoa; Chordata; Actinopteri; Kurtiformes; Apogonidae
Product: protein DEPP
Exons: 2
Coding region: 112-555 (147 amino acids)
Biological process (GO): regulation of autophagy
Cellular component (GO): mitochondrion
Source: RefSeq, a predicted model, not a curated record
AAAUUUAGUAGUGUGGGUUAAUCACUCCGUUGCAGUGCGUCCCUAUAAAGCCUGGAUACCGCUCCGGUCCACUUAUACUCAACUGCGACAUCACUCUGACACAAUCUGUGCAUGGCAGACCAACAACUCCGGCGUCAAAGAAUGAAACACAGGCGUCUGCUGCUUCCACUGCCUCUUCUACCCACUAUCACUGAAACACUGGAGGACUCGACUUCACAGAGUGUUUCUGUCUAUCCCGCAUCCUCCCAGUCUGCCCAGAGCUCCCAGUCUCUAGAGGACUACAUGGCCAGCAUACAGGCCCUGGCUUGUCCAGCUGAAGCCCCAAGCUGUGGACCUGUCAGAAUCCAGAGGUCCCCCAGGCUCCGGCAGUUUUCAAAGGCUCAGAUGAAGCUCUCCACAUCAGCUUCACUUCCUCGCGGAUCUCCCCGCACCCUAAGGACUUCCAGGCUUUCCAGUCUGAGUCUCAACAGUUCAGAGGAUUUUUCUCUCAGGAUUGCCAGAGACUGCAGGGGCAAAGACCCUGUUGAUUGGCUGUUUGGACAGAUACGGCCUUGAAAGGACAUGAUGCUCAGAAAAGCACUGCAGACACUUUGGUAGAGUCUCUUAUAAGGAAACUUGCUGGAGGAGCCUGAACAAUGCAAUUUGAUCAAGACAAACCCCAUGAGAAUCACCAUAAGGUUCUGAAAAACAUGAAGAACUAUUUAUUAUUUAUGCAGUGAGGACCCUGCAUUCUACAUGUUUACACUGUUUAUUAGUUUCACCAAAAUGUUAAUAAUAUGAUUUUUAAUAAAAUGCAAAAAUAAUGACGGAAA